This is a messenger RNA of Coffea eugenioides, 2042 nucleotides long. RefSeq names its product heat shock factor protein HSF8-like. NCBI's taxonomy places the organism in Eukaryota, Viridiplantae, Streptophyta, Magnoliopsida, Gentianales, Rubiaceae. Gene Ontology annotation, cellular component: nucleus. Gene Ontology annotation, biological process: regulation of transcription by RNA polymerase II. The coding region runs from base 257 to 1816 and encodes 519 amino acids. The transcript has 2 exons. Gene Ontology annotation, molecular function: DNA-binding transcription factor activity; RNA polymerase II cis-regulatory region sequence-specific DNA binding. The record is from RefSeq and is a predicted model, not a curated record.
GUCUGUUCAAUGAUUCAAUGCCCGUUUCCUCCUGUCGUCUCUUUUUGCCUGUCCGCACCAAGACACACACUGACCCAUACAAAUGGCUGCGUUUUUCUAGGGUUUUUCUAUAAUACACCAAGAAAUAGUCCAAAAACCCUAAAAUCUAUCCAUUUUUGUCUUAAAAUUUUCACCUUUUAAUCAUUGACUGAAUCUGCAAAAUACUUGGCUGCUUGAUGAUUAUCGUUUUUGCGGCGGGAACUUAUUUCUGUUAUUAAUGGAGGCAUCGCAGUCGGACGGCGGCAGAGGGAAGGCGGCGUCUACGGCUGCCGAUGGUGGAGGAGGGGGUCCUUCUCCGGCGCCUGCGCCGAUGCCGAAUGCUAAUGCACCGCCACCGUUCCUGGUGAAGACGUAUGACAUGGUGGAUGACCCGAGCACGGAUAAGAUCGUGUCGUGGAGCGCUACGAACAAUAGCUUCGUGGUUUGGGACCCGCCGGAAUUUGCUCGUGACCUCUUGCCGAAGUAUUUCAAGCAUAACAACUUCUCCAGCUUCGUUCGCCAGUUAAACACUUAUGGAUUUAGAAAGGUUGAUCCAGAUCGCUGGGAGUUUGCAAACGAGGGAUUCUUAAGAGGUCAAAAGCACCUACUUAAAAGUAUUAGUCGUCGAAAACCUGCCCAUGGACACCCUCAGCCACAACAGCAACCUCAUGGACAGAGUCCAUCAGUUGGCCCAUGUGUUGAGGUUGGAAAAUUUGGGCUUGAAGAGGAGGUUGAGAGGCUAAAAAGAGACAAGAAUGUGCUUAUGCAGGAACUUGUACGGUUGAGGCAACAACAACAAACCACCGAUGGUCAGUUGCAAGCAAUGGUGCAGCGCCUCCAGGGUAUGGAACAGCGGCAACAACAGAUGAUGUCUUUCCUGGCAAAAGCUGUGAACAGCCCUGGAUUUUUGGCACAGUUUGUACAGCAGCAAAGUGAUAGCGGCAGGCGCAUCACUGAAGGCAGCAAAAAGCGGAGGCUUAAACAGGAUGGUCUUUCAGACGAUCAUUCUGUUGGUCCUACUGAUGGACAGAUUGUCAAGUAUCAGCCUAUGAUGAAUGAGGCAGCUAAAGCAAUGCUCAGGCAGCUAAUGAAAGUCGAUGCUUCGCCUAGAUUAGAGAAUUUCAGCAACAGUUCUGAUAAUUUCUUGCUCAGUGAUGGCUCGACACAGUCUACGGCAAUGGAUUGUGGGAAUUCUUCCAAUCGUGUUUCAGGAGUGACUCUUCAGGAGGUCACACCAUCUGCUGGGCAGCCUUUUGUGCCAGCAGCAUCAUCAGUAAUAGGUCAAAGUGCUUCCGCUGCCAUUUCUGAUAGUCAUUCAUCCACUCUUGGUGCAACUUCAGAUUUGAAUGGUAUGGUUGGAGCGCAAGACUUGCAUCCCUUAACACUCCCGUCACCAGAUACGAUCAUGCCUGAGCUUUCUCAACUACAGGAGAUUGGUCAAGAAAGUAAUGUUGAUAUAUUAGGGACUGAAACAGAGAAUGGUGCUUUCAUGGACGCAACGUCACUGGCAGCAAACGGCAAACUUGCCUUGGAUAUUGAUGAUGAACAGAUUGAAUGGGACAGUUCAUUGCUUGAUGACAUGGAAGAUCUUCCUGGCUCUAUUGACCCCUUCUGGGAAAAGUUUCUCCAGAGUCCCCAGCAAUCGAUUGAGACUGAGGACUUGAACUCGAAUCAAAUGGAAGACCUUUCCAAGGGAAGUCAAAUAAAACCGGUUGAUAAUGGGUGGAACAGGACUCAGCACAUGGAACAGCUGACUGAGCAGAUGGGACUUCUCACAUCUGAAGGGAAAAAAGUUUGAUCUUCUUUAUGAUAUAUGUACAUUUCUUGCUAUCUCAAGUAUAUUGUGAAGAUUGAUAUUAAUCUGUCUGAUCAUUAUGUGUCUAUUAAGUCCCUAAAAGAGCAGUUAAUACCUCAUUUGGUUUUGACCCUGUAUGCCUUUACUUGUAUGGAUGAACCGUUUUACCAUCUGGUUCUUACCAUUGGCUUUUACUUGCAUAUCACCCUUAAGGUGCUUACUUUUUGUA